This is a messenger RNA of Kuraishia capsulata CBS 1993, 1005 nucleotides long. RefSeq lists its product as uncharacterized. The transcript has a single exon. Gene Ontology annotation, biological process: response to oxidative stress. Bases 1 to 1005 code for a protein of 334 amino acids. Gene Ontology annotation, molecular function: heme binding; peroxidase activity. NCBI's taxonomy places the organism in Eukaryota, Fungi, Ascomycota, Pichiomycetes, Pichiales, Pichiaceae. The record is from RefSeq and is a predicted model, not a curated record.
AUGGCUUCAGUUUCAGAAUUGUAUCAAGCAACUGCAACACGGUUUAGUGUUGCAGGGCGGGUACUUUACAUCCCAUAUGUCUUGUUCAGGAUCUUUUUGCAAUGGGUUCACUUAACAUUUCUUGACACAAGAACAACGAUCCGGCAUCGCGCCUCUGUCCUGAUGGCCUCAAUAUUCAUGGCCGAAAAUGACUCCAAGUCACUUUCUGAGGCUCUUGACUCCACAAGGUAUCAAAACAGACUGGCUUCCACAAAUUUGACUCGUCCCGUUGAUGAGGAGAUUAGGUACAUCUUUGAUCCUAUAGAGAACAUCAUUGACAUACCUAGGCUGGCCAGUAUUGUCUGGCUCAGAACGGAUUAUUACUAUGAUCGUUACGUUGUCCAUGCCUUGUUUUGUUUCUUGCACAGGUUUGUGGGUACCAGAACGCCAUACUUGUACAGACCAUCGUGGAUAAGCAAGCCGACUUCACGUAAUUCACCAGCUCAACAAGCCGAUUUUGAGGAGCUGGACUUCCAGCCAAGAGAAUAUUGUCUGAAUUCAAUGUCUAGAAAAACUGAUAGUCCAGGGGUCUCUAAUUUCGUCUCUCCUGCUAUCAGAGAUAGAGAAUCUCGUGUGGCUUCUAAGUCAGAACAAGGGUCAUUUGCAAACGCGUGUCCUUAUAUCACCACACAAGAGCCUUUGCUAAAUUUUGAGAAGAUUUCAUCCUCAUACAUGUCACCAGAGAAGCCUUACAAACCUAUCUCACAGGAAGGUCAUUCUUCAGGGGCAUCCAGAACCAAGAAGAAACUGAAGAUUCGUUUCAAGCGUGUGGUUGAUGUUCCAGUACUCUCAGUCACUGACUACCAAAGUGUGAGACAUGCAAUAGAAAAGCUCUUGGAUCAACCUGGCUAUGAUGAUGGUUCCAUAGGACCCAAUUUGGUAAGGUUCGGUUGGCAUUGUUGUGCUACGUAUGACAAAAGAGACGGUACUGGCGGUUCAAACGGAGGAACAAUGAGGUAUCUAUAG